GCGGCGAGGGCCGGGCCCCGGGCCGGCUUCCACCCCCACCUCCCCUCCCCGCCCCGGCUCGGUGCCCUCAGUCUCUUCGCUCCACGUCGCCCCGGCUCCCCGGGGGAUGCCCCGGACCAGGCUCUCUCCAUGGCUGCCGACGUUUUCAUGUGUUCUCCGCGUCGGCCCCGCAGUCGGGGCCGCUCGGUGGUGCUGCUCAAGCCUCAGGGGCCGGAGGACGACGACGACUCGGACACGGACGAGCCGUCUCCGCCGCCCCCCUCCGGCGUGGCCACGGCAGCCCGGGCCCACGCGAGCGCCGCACUGCUGCCGCCCCGGGCCGGGCCGGGCCGCGAGGAGCCUCCCCGCCGGCAGCAGAUCAUCCACAGCGGCCACUUCAUGGUGUCCUCUCCGCACCGCGAGCACCCGCCCAAGAAGGGCUAUGAUUUCGACACGGUCAACAAGCAGACGUGCCAGACCUAUAGUUUCGGCAAGACCAGCUCCUGCCACCUGUCCAUUGAUGCUUCGCUCACCAAGCUCUUCGAGUGCAUGACCCUGGCCUACAGUGGGAAAUUAGUGUCUCCAAAGUGGAAAAACUUCAAGGGCCUGAAGCUCCAGUGGCGGGACAAGAUCCGGCUCAACAACGCCAUCUGGCGGGCGUGGUACAUGCAGUAUCUGGAGAAACGCAGGAACCCUGUGUGUCACUUUGUCACGCCACUGGACGGCUCUGUUGAGGCAGACGAGCACCGCCGGCCAGAGGCCAUCACCACAGAGGGCAAAUACUGGAAGAGUCGCAUUGAGAUUGUGAUCCGAGAAUAUCACAAGUGGAGGACCUACUUCAAGAAAAGGCUACAACAACACAAGGAUGAGGACCUCUCGAGUCUGGCCCAGGAUGAUGACAUGCUCUAUUGGCAUAAACAUGGAGAUGGUUGGAAAACCCCAGUCCCCAUGGAGGAGGACUCCCUGCUGGACACAGACAUGCUCAUGUCAGAAUUCAGUGACACCCUCUUCUCCACACUUUCUUCACACCAACCAGUGGCCUGGCCCAACCCACGGGAAAUAGCACAUUUGGGAAAUGCAGACAUGAUCCAGCCAGGCCUGAUCCCUUUGCAGCCCAACCUGGACUUCAUGGACACCUUUGAACCUUUCCAGGAUCUCUUCUCUUCCAGCCGAUCCAUUUUUGGCUCCAUGCUGCCUACACCUACGUCAGUACCUGCCCCAGAUCCCGGCAGCCCACCUUCUCAGGGGAACAUCUUGCCAAACCCAGCUCUUCCCGCCGUGAACCUUCCCAACAGCCUCAUUGCAUCCUCUGCAUCCCCGUCCCUGGACCCCACAGACGGGCAGGCUUGUGAACGCACUUCCCAGACCGUGGACCCGUUUAUUCAACCUGCGGACUUUGGUCCCUCUGAGCCACCACUGAGUGCCCCACCGCCCUUCCUUCCUGUCCUCACUAUGACCUUGCUUCCCCCUGGCCCUGCCCCGGCACCUGUCCCAACCGUACUGCCCUUGGUCUCUCCUCCUGCCUCUGCUCUGAGCCCUUCAGCCCCACCGGCUCUCCUGCAGCCACAGAAGCUUGCUGGGGUCAGCAAGUCAGCCCCCGUAAUUACCCACACUGCCUCGGCCACGCUUACCCACGACGCUUCUGCUACCACCUUCAGCCAGAGCCAGGGUCUGGUUAUCGCAGCACACCACCCAGCCCCCUCGUCAUCCCCCUGUGGUCUGGCAUUGUCACCAGCUGUGGGACCUCCCCAGCCUCAUUUAACUUUUAUACACCCCAAACCUGUGACCUUGACUGGAGUGAGACCCAAGCAGCCCCCCAAAAUAGUGCCUGCUCCCAAGCCUGAGCCCGUGUCCUUGGUGCUGAAGAACGCCUGCAUCGCUCCAGCCGCCUUCUCAGGCCAGCCGCAAAAGGUGAUCAUGACAUCAGCCCCUCUGAAGAGAGAAGGGAUUCUGGCAUCUACUGUGUCCCCUUCCAACGUGGUCAUUGCCUCUGCUGCCAUCACCAGGGCUUCUGGGGUCACAGAGUUCCUCAGCCACAGCACAAGCAGCCAGCCUACCCCUGUCUCUCGGCUCUUCUCCCCAAGUACAGUGCAAGACUCCCUGGGGAAGGGCGAGCAGGUCCCACUGCAUGGGAGUAGUCCCCAGGUCCCUGCCACGGGCUCUGGCCGUGAAUGCCCCAACUCAGGGCAAGCCUCUCCAUGCCCAUCAGAACAAAGUCCUAGUCCUCAGUCUCCCCAGAACAACUGCUCAGGGAAAUCUACAGACCCCAAAAACGUGGCUGCAUUAAAGAACCGGCAGAAGCACAUCUCGGCUGAACAGAAAAGGCGUUUCAAUAUCAGGAUGGGCUUCAACACCCUCAACAGUUUGAUCUCCAAUAAUUCCAAGCAGACCAGCCAUGCCAUCACACUGCAGAAGACCAUGGAGUACAUCACCAAGCUGCAGCAGGAGCGGAUGCAGAUGCAGGAGGAGGCCCGGAGGCUUCGGGAGGAAAUUGAGGAGCUCAACACCACCAUCAUCUCCUGCCAACAGCUGCUGCCUGCCACAGGAGUCCCUGUCAACUGCCGCCAGCUGGACCACAUGAAGGACAUGUUUGAUGAGUAUGUGAAAAGCAGGAUCCUGCAGAAUUGGAAAUUCUGGAUUUUCAGCAUGAUCAUCAAGCCGCUGUUUGAGUCUUUCAAGGGGAUGGUGUCCACCAGCAGCUUGGAGGAGUUUCACCGCACGGCACUUUCCUGGCUGGACCAGCAUUGCUCUUUGCCUGUCCUCAGGCCAAUGGUACUGAGCACCCUCCGGCACUUGAGCACCACCACCUCCAUCCUGACAGACCCGUCCCAGCUGCCAGAGCAGGCAUCAGAGGCUGUUUCCAGGAUCGGCAAGAGACUGGGGGAAUCGUAAGCGUAGUUGGCAUGUGACUGCAUGAGACGCCUGAAGAUCCCCCGUACCCUUCCUGACACACCGCCUCGGGGCCACCUUGACUCCAGUGGCCUACUGCCCCUGUCAGGAUGCUGUGCUCAGGUCUGAAGCAGGUUUGGGGCCUGCCCACAGCAGUAUCCCAUCUUGGGAACCCUUGCUGUGACCUCUCACUCAGUGACCUCAAUCACCAGUCUCCCCUGCAUUUGGGGUGGCCCAGACAAAGGGAAACAUGGCUGUUCUGCUCCUGCCCUCCUGGCCUGUUGGGGCCCAGGGCCAGCAAGUGCGAGACAAGGAGACAAAGCCCGUUCCUGCAGGUGGGGAUCAUCGGGGCCCCUCACAAGUCCUUUCUUGAGACUUAGAGACUCGGCCCCUGUCACAUGGUCGUCUGCUUGUGCCCCUCCGCAACCCCUGCACACUUUCUGGCCUCUGCAGCAGCAGUGAAGUCUCCGUCUCUUGCAACCCUGGCAGCAGCUGACCCUCUGGGCUACAUUCUGACCUCUGCAGAAAGGAACGCCUCCUCCCUGGUGUCCCCUCUAGAAGGGAAACCUGCUUCCCAAGCCUGAGCGCACAUGGAAAACAAUGGCUGUGGAGGCCAGCUGGUCAGGGCGGCAGCACAGGCAAUGCAGAGCCGCUCUGCUGGCUCAGAAAUCCUCGAGCAGUGUCCCGUCCACCGUGUCUCAGUUCUGCCUGGUUUGCGGUCACCGUGACGGUCCCAACGCUGCCAGGGACGUGGCCCAGAGCCUCUGAGGCCCUCCUGUGCCAGCCCCCCCCCCCCCUCACUUGGAAGCUGUGGAAGAGGCAGAUACACUGCAGGGUCAGUCCUGCUCUUGGGUCUGGUGUUCACAGGUCACACUCCAGGAUGCUGCUAUCAUCCUGGUCAUUCUCUCUGAAGUUUGGGAGCCCCAGACCAGGACAGUUCUCAGACCAAAGAUGUCAUUGUAAGAGAGAAGUCUGACCCGGCUUGUGUUAGGAGGAAGAAACAGAAAGCUGAAGCUGGCUCCAGGCUAGAUGGCCAAGAGCUGUGCUCAGAUUUGGACUAGUGAAGUUUGGAGGGUGACCGUGUCUGAAGGUUCCAGUGCCCCAUUGUGUGUGUUACAGGGAGAGGUUGGGGGAGGGGCACUUGACCCCCAUCCUUCUCUUUGCUGCCUCUGAGAUGCUGCAGGCCUGAAGUACUCUCUCCAGCUCUCAGGGAGCCCAGUCCAGGGCACCUCCCGGGAAGAAUGUGCGUUUCGUCCUGCUGUGACAUGGAGAGCAGGCGGGGAGGGGGGAAGGGGUGGUGUUCUUAGACUGCCCUGCCCCCUCCUCACCAUGCUGCCUGUCCUGAGGGGACCACCUGAAGAGGGGAGCCCAGGAUGUUCCCUGAAGCUGUGACCCAUGGAAGCGCCUGCUGAGGCCUGCCCCAACUAAGUAGGUGGAGAGAGAAAGGGUGGGGGCUGCUGGCUGCAUCGCCAUUGAUGCUAUGAGCCCUGACCGCAUGCUUGCGCCAUUGUCUGGUUUCUGUCCUGUUUGGGAUAGCUUGGGGGCCUCCUCAGCCGACCCCAAAAACGUGUUUACAGGUUGAGGGAUGAACACAAGGCACAUAGGCUGGACCUUGGACUUUCCACCGGGUACCUGUUCCUUUCCCAAAAAGGUGAAAUUGUCCUUCAGAAGGCGAAGGCCACUGUGGUAGGAGGGAGCCAAGCCGCUGCUGUGAGGGCCUCAAGAAGCCCAGCCCUUCCUCCUCACGGGCCGCGGGCCGCACUGUGGCCAUGAGGACUCCAGUUCUCUCCACCCUUGCUGGGGAGUAACCUUGUUUUUCAAACUCUGUGGGUAUAAGAUUGGCCCUUUGCUUCUCUUGCCUACCUCUCCAUUUUGCUGAGUUAAUCUCAUCUUGUUUCAUCAGAUGUUUAAGGCUGUUAGAUUGUGUAAAACUGGGGGUGAGGGGGAGAGGGAAGAGAGAGAGAGAGAGAGAGAGUGAG
Messenger RNA from Onychomys torridus (southern grasshopper mouse), 4847 nucleotides. RefSeq names its product MLX interacting protein (gene Mlxip). Gene Ontology annotation, cellular component: nucleus. Lineage: Eukaryota; Metazoa; Chordata; Mammalia; Rodentia; Cricetidae. Gene Ontology annotation, biological process: regulation of transcription by RNA polymerase II. The record is from RefSeq and is a predicted model, not a curated record. The transcript is spliced from 17 exons. Gene Ontology annotation, molecular function: DNA-binding transcription factor activity, RNA polymerase II-specific; RNA polymerase II cis-regulatory region sequence-specific DNA binding; protein dimerization activity. The coding region runs from base 130 to 2871 and encodes 913 amino acids.